GUACGCCAAGGAAACCCCGUACGUCACGCCGCGUAGCUUUGAAACUGAAGGAGGAAAUAUUUAUUUAAAAUCUGACGCAAGGGCGCUAAAUCUAAAACAAAUUGUAAAUAAAAUGUAAAAAUUAAAUAAAAAACUAUUUUACUGAAGCAGCUGCACAUUCAGAAGUUUGUGAUACACGCACAAAAGAAUGGCACCGCGCUUGCAGCUAGAGAAGGCAGCCUGGCGCUGGGUCGAAUCGGUGAGACCGGAGGACAUUCAACGGGAGCACAUUGAGCUGGCGUACCGGAUCGGUGUACCGGCGUGUAAGAGAGGUACUUGCAGGCGGAAUUGUAAAGGAAACCCUAAUUGCCUUGUGGGCAUUGGUGAACAUGCCUGGUUGGGGGAGAUUGAUGAAAAUACUUUCCACAACAUUGAUGACCCAAACUCUGAGCGUAGAGAUAAGAACACCUUUGUGGGACUGACCAACCUAGGUGCCACAUGCUACGUCAACACCUUCUUGCAGGUGUGGUUCCACAACCUGGAGCUCCGCAAGACCCUUUAUCUUUGUCAGAAUGCCCGGGCUGAGGAGCACAACAUGGACUCAGAUUAUGAGCCUCAGACUAUCUGUGAGCACUUGCAGUACCUGUUUGCACUGCUGCAGAACAGUAACAGAAGGUACAUUGACCCCUCGGGGCUGGUCAAGGCACUGGGGUUGGAUACAGGACAACAGCAGGAUGCCCAGGAGUUCUCCAAACUCUUCCUAUCGCUGCUAGAGGACACCCUGUCCAAACAGAAGAACCCCAGCCUGCAGAACAUCAUCCAGCAGCAGUUCUGUGGACAGUUCUCCUACGUCACUGUGUGUAACCAGUGCGGCCGUGCGUCCCCCUUGCCCUCCCGCUUUUACGAGCUGGAGCUCAACAUCCAGGGUCACAAAAACCUCACAGAAUGCAUCACAGAGUUCCUCAAGGAGGAGAAGCUGGAAGGGGAUAACCGCUACUACUGCGAGAGCUGCCAGAGCAAACAGAACGCCACACGGCGCAUCAGACUCCACAGCUUGCCGCGCACCCUCAACCUCCAGCUUAUGCGCUUCAUCUUCGAUAGACAAACGGGCCACAAGAAGAAGCUCAACACCUUCAUUAGUUUCCCUGAGCAGCUGGACAUGGGCCCCUUCCUGGAAGGCAAAGACGAGAAGUGUGUGUACGAGCUGAGUGCCGUGCUAAUCCACCGCGGUGUCAGUGCCUACUCAGGCCACUACAUCGCACACGCCAGGGACGCCCGCACCAGCGACUGGUACAAGUUCAACGAUGAGGAGAUCGAGAAAAUGGAAGGCAAGAAGCUGCAGCUAGGCAUCGAGGAGGACAUUGCCGAGACAGUGAAGACCCAAGCACGGAAGCCCAAGUGCAGCAAAGGCUACCACUGCUCCAGAAACGCCUACAUGCUGGUGUACAAGUGUCAGGAGGAGGAAGUGACCGAUCCCUCACAGACCAUUGUCCAGGUGCCAGCUAUUUUGCAGAGGCUGGUGGACCUGGACAACCGUAAGUUUGAGGAGUGGUGCUGUGAGAUGGCGGACAUGCGGAGGCAGAGCGUGGAUAAGGGCAAGGCAAAGCACGAGGAGGUGAAGGAACUCUACGAGCUUUUACCCGCGGACGACGGCGAGCCGUACGAGUUUGUCCCUCUGGAAUGGCUGAAGAAGUGGCUGGACGACUCCACGGCCACCAAGGAGAUGGACAACUCGCACUUCCUGUGCUCGCAUGGCAAGCUCCACCCCGACAAGGUGGGCGAGGCCAAGAGGAUCUCGCAGCGCGCCGCCCAGAUCCUGCACGAGCGCUACGGGGGGGGACCCCGACUUGACCACACGUCUCUGUGCGAGGAGUGUGUUGGCCAGCGCUGCCGGGUGCUCCGUCUGAAGAACCAGCUCCAUGAGGACUACAGGGAGGUUUCCAACCUAGUCAAAAGCAACACCAAGAGCGAUGUGGGCUACUGGGUGAGCAAGGCGUCCCUCCGCGUCUGGAGGGUGCUGGCGCUGGAGCAGCUGGACGAGGACGAGGAGGAGACCCGACACAGCAACGGCAAGACCAACGGAGAAGGGCCGGACAUCAGCGCCAUGAAAGAGUAUGAACCCGAGCCUCAGGAGGGGGGCGGCGACGAAGAGAUGAAGACUUUUAACGAGGACAUCCUCUGUUGUCACGGAGGUCUGAGUAUCCUGGAGACGGAGCGGCGCCUGGUGACGGAGGAGGUGUGGUCCAAGUUGAGGGCGUACUUCCCCAAGGCACCUCAGUUCACCCAGCAACAGGAGCCAUGCCAACAGUGCCUGAGGCUGGAGCGUGAGGGGAAAGAGAACGAGGCCCUUAACAGGAUGAUGGCAUCGGAUCAGAAGAGCUCCUUGCUCAACCUCUUCCAAGAGAAGAACAGGCCUGUGCUGACCAAGUGGCCUCAGGAGACAGACACGCUUUAUGUGGUUUCCAUGUUCUUUGUGGACGAGUGGAAGAAAUUCAUUAGGAGGCCUGCAAAGACCACGCCAGUGUCCAGUGUGGGGAACAGCCUGCUGCUUUGUCCUCAUGGGGGGUUCAUGUUCACCUACGACUCCAUGUUGAAAGGAGACGCCCAGCAUAUAGCUCUUCUCUGGCCCAGCGAGUGGGAGGUGAUCAGCAGACUCUUCCUGGUAGACCAGCCAAUCUCCAUCUGCCGCCUCAGCCAAACCACGCCCACUGGCCCCACUGUGGAGUACACCACUCAGCCUGAGCUGUGUAGGGAGUGCAGAGACGGCUUCAUCUUCCAGCAGCAGAGAGACCUGAGGGAGUAUGCCCAGGCCACCGUCUAUGUCCGCAAAGUCGUCGAUGACAAGAGGAUGAUAAAGGACACGGCUCCUGAGAUGAAUGUGAGCGGAUCUGAGGCGGAGGAGGAGAGGGAAGAGCCUACUAAAGUAGACGGAGAGAGGGACCCAGACUUCAGCCAGUCAGAAGACGGGGCCAAGCGUCUGAAACUGAGCGAUGACGUCGCAGCCGGAACCUCCCCAAGCCCCGCCCCCAUCUCCAGCACCAGCACCAGCAAAGCAGGCAGCAUCCGGCGGAGCACGCGUCACAGGAAAUUGCGGGGGGAGAAAGCUCUUAUUGUCUCAGCCAAUCAGACACUCAAGGAGCUGAAGAUACAGAUCAUGCACGCCUUCUCGGUGGCUCCAUUCGACCAGAACCUGUCCAUCGACGGGCGGUGUCUAACAGAUGAUUCGGCCACGCUGGGAAGUCUAGGUGUCAUCCCAGAUAGUAUCAUCUGCCUUAAGGCCGAUGAACCCAUAGCAGAUUAUGCAGCAAUGGACGAUGUUUAUCAGGUUGGUAUGCCUGAAGAAGGAUUUAAAGGCACUGGGCUUCUUGGACACUGAGAAAAACACUGCUGAAGAUGCCCUUGAUAGACUAAAGUCAGAAGAGAAUAUCUAAAGCUUGAAUUUGUCAAGUGUCCAUACUUGGAUUUAAGUGCUUUAAUUUGGUUCUGUUUUUUUGUUUGUUUUGUUCUUUUUUUAAACUGUGACUAUGUUGCAAACCUUUUUCGUUUACCUGUUUUCAAAAUUAUUGCUGGCUUUUAAUAUUUAAAGACGCUUAUGCAUUCUCUGAGACUGUGUUUGUGCUCUUACCCCGGACUGUGAUUGGGUGUAGAAAGUUCAGUAACAUUUUCCAGUGCUCUCCAAUCAAUGCCAUUCAUAGAAGAGGCUUGCAUCUUUCAUUGUAGGAUGCAAAGUUACCCUGAAAGUUACCCUUCCAAGAAACAUCUUUCUGUUUGAUAGAAGCCUGUGGUGUCACUGCAAUUUUCUUCACACACAUUUAAAGAAUGCAUGAGCAACUGUUAAAUAUUGGAAUCAUAACUAUUUGGUGGAUAAACGUGAAUUACCUCAACAAUAAAUAAAAUAUGAUAACCCCCUAUGACAUUUAGAGGAGAUAGCAAUGAUAUCUGUAUAUUUCUUAAAAACAUUUUGAAGUUAGAUUAGGUUUGUUCUGCAUCCAGAGCAAGAAAGCAGGCAUUGGUGUGAAUUGUUUUUUUCUCUCUUUUAUUUCAUAUUGGCAAUAAAGUAAUUGUUUCUUCUA
Molecule: messenger RNA, 4052 nt
Organism: Hypomesus transpacificus
Lineage: Eukaryota; Metazoa; Chordata; Actinopteri; Osmeriformes; Osmeridae
Gene: usp48
Product: ubiquitin specific peptidase 48
Exons: 28
Coding region: 188-3355 (1055 amino acids)
Biological process (GO): protein deubiquitination
Cellular component (GO): nucleus; cytosol
Molecular function (GO): cysteine-type endopeptidase activity; protein binding; cysteine-type deubiquitinase activity
Source: RefSeq, a predicted model, not a curated record